UCAUGAGUGGACGGCAAAGAACGCUUUUCCAGACGUGGGGCUCAAGCGUUUCCCGAUCGGUUGGGACUCCUAGUUGCAGCUCCGGAACUGAACGGCCUCAGGCCUGCUCAGAGGCUCGUUUAUCUGCCGCGGCUGCGUCUCAGCCGGAGUCGGACGAUGAUGUGUUACUAGUCGCAGUGUACGAGGCUGAGCGGCAGCUGAGUCUAGAGAAUGGCGGGUUCUGCACCUCAGCGGGUGCCCUGUGGAUCUACCCCACUAAUUACCCUGUGCGGGACUACCAGCUGCGCAUCUCCAGGACCGCUCUGUUCUGCAACACUUUGGUGUGUCUUCCUACCGGGCUGGGAAAGACCUUUAUUGCCGCCGUGGUCAUGUACAAUUUCUACCGCUGGUUUCCUUCCGGCAAGGUUGUUUUUAUGGCCCCCACGAAACCCUUGGUGACACAGCAGAUCGAGGCUUGCUACCAGGUGAUGGGUAUCCCACAGUCCCACAUGGCCGAAAUGACAGGUUCCACUCAAGCUUUCACCAGGAAGGAAAUAUGGUGCAGUAAGAGAGUCCUUUUUCUUACACCUCAGAUCAUGGUAAAUGACCUUACUAGAGGAGCUUGUCCUGCUGCUGAUAUAAAGUGUCUAGUUGUUGAUGAAGCUCAUAAGGCUCUUGGAAACUAUGCUUAUUGUCAGGUUGUAAGAGAACUGGUCAAGUACACAAAUCACUUUAGAAUCUUGGCUCUUAGUGCCACACCAGGUAGUGAUAUGAAGGCAGUGCARCAGGUUAUUACCAAUCUACUAAUUGGUCAAAUAGAGCUUCGUUCUGAAGAUUCUCCAGAUAUUUUGCCAUACUCUCAUGAAAGGCGAGUAGAAAAGCUUGUUGUUCCCCUUGGUGAAAAACUUGUAUCCAUUCAAAAGACAUAUAUCCAGGGAAAACAACAAGGCAUAAUUGAGGGAGAGUUUGCCAUUUGUAUUAGUUUAUAUCACGGUUAUGAAUUAUUGCAGCAAAUGGGAAUGAGAUCAUUAUAUUUCUUCCUUUGUGGAAUUAUGGAUGGAACAAAAGGAAUGACACGGGCCAAAAAUGAGCUUAGUCGAAAUGAGGACUUCAUGAAACUCUAUAAUCAUCUAGAGAGCAUAUUUGCACAUAUGUGUGAUACUUCAGCAAGUGACGUUUCUGCUAUCCAAAAAGGAGAUAAAGAUAAAAAGUUUUUCUAUAGUCAUCCAAAGUUAAAGAAAUUAGAAGAAGUUGUAGUUGAACACUUCAGAUCAUGGAAUGCUCAAAACAUCUCCGAAAAGAAAUUUGGUGAGACCAGAGUUAUGAUCUUCUCUUCAUUUCGAGAUAGUGUUCAAGAAAUUGCAGAAAUGUUUUUACAGCAUCAGCCAAUUAUUAGGGUAAUGACUUUUGUUGGCCAUGCUUCAGGGAAAAGCAUGAAAGGUUUUACUCAGAAGGAGCAACUGGAGGUAGUGAAGCGGUUUCGUGAUGGUGGUUAYAACACAUUGGUUUCUACCUGUGUUGGUGAAGAAGGUUUGGAUAUAGGAGAAGUUGAUCUUAUAAUAUGUUUUGAUGCCCAGAAGAGCCCAAUUCGUCUUAUACAACGAAUGGGUAGAACUGGCCGUAAACGUCAAGGCAGGAUUGUUGUUAUUCUUGCUGAAGGACGAGAGGAACGUACUUACAACCAGAGUCAGUCCAACAAAAGAAAUAUUUAUAAAGCUGUUUCAGGUAAUAGACAUGUCCUUCAUUUUUACCAAGGAAGUCCACGAAUGGUUCCUGAUGGAAUCAAUCCAGAAUUACAUAAAAUGUUCAUCACACAUGGGGUGUAUAAACCAAAGAAGCCCUCUCGGAAUGUACAGCGGAACUCAUCUCUGUUUUCCUGUAGAAAUGGAAUAAGGCAAAAUAAUUCAAAUAACUGGUUUUUAUCAGAGGAAGAAUUUAAGUUAUGGAACAGGGUCUAUAGAUUAAGAGACAGCGAUGAAAUUAAGGAAAUAACACUACCUGAAGUACAGUUUGUAUCUUUACAGGAUGGAGAAAACACAUCAACUCUACCAACUCUUGGGAUUCAUCAGCUCUCUCUCUCUGAAUGGAGAGUGUGGCAGGAUCAUCCUUUUCCUACACAUCAAGUUGACCAUUCAGAUCGAUGCCACCAUUUUGUAAGCAUUAUGCAAAUGAUAGAAGGAAUGAGACAUGAAGAGGAUGAAUGCAGCUAUGAAUUGGAAAUGAAAUCUUAUUUASAAAUGGAAGAUGUUAGCUUGGCAUUUAGCAUUCCCAGGAAUGACUGUAAUAAUCUUGCCAAUGAUACCUUAACUACUCACAAGAAAUCUUCAUUUAUAAAGAAUAUAAAUCAAGGCAGUUCACUUUUAAUGACAGAAUCUGAUGAGAAAUAUACUGAAAUUUUUAAAAAAACUCACAUCAAACCUACUAAAAUUGUUUCUGCAACUAAAGAAACUUCUAAAGAAACGACAACUAAAGAAACUUCUAAAGAAACGAAGAAAGACUGGCCUAAUAAAGAAAAUUGUGAUGAUAUUAAUUCUUUAGAUACUGACAGAAAUUCUACUGUUGAAACUAUUUUUCAGGUAGACUUAAUAAAUGGUAAAAAGACAGAUGGAAUUUCUGCCACAUGUACUAUUCAUGAAAAUGGUGUUAAUGAGCCAGGUGUCUUAGUAACAGAGGGUCAGUUUACAAAUAAAUCUAGUUCUUUUGCUGGAAAUUUUUUAGAUUCUGGUUAUAAUAGUUUUAGUGAUGAGAAAUCUCUUUCAUCUAAUUUGUUUCUUCCAUUUGAAGAAGAGCUUUAUAUAGAUAGAACAGAUGAUMAAUUUUAUAAUUGUCACUCAUUGACAAAAGAGGUACUUGCUAAUGUAGAGAGAUUUUUAUCUCAUUCUCCUCCACCUCUCAGUGGAUUCUCAGACUUGGAAUGUGAAACUGCUAAGGGUUUUACAUUUGAGAAUUUGCUUUCCCUACCCUAUGCAGAGCACAUACUAAAUUGUAAGUCCACCUCUUUGAUGUCAUGUUCAGCUAUGAAUUCUCAACAAAAAUUAGGAUUGGAUUUACUUAAACUUAUCAAUCAUUCUUCAGAAAAAAGUUGUCUCUUUGAUGCAUCUAAUGAUAAGAUUUCUGAUGAGUCAUGCUUCAGUGGCUUUGAUGAUAAAGUACAUAAAAAUAUUAAAAAUGAAAAUAUAGUGACUAACAACCAUGUUCAAAUAUACACAAAUCCUGCGAAGAACUUAGUUGACGGAAAUAACUGUGAUAUUGUUAAAAAUGACCUUCCAGUGUUGUUAACUAAUCAGGAUGAGAGUUUAUCACUAUUUGAAGAAGGUAAUGAAGAGUUUAAUGACGUGAGCCUUUCUCCUUUGAAGAGUGAUUGCAAAUCUUUAUGUGUGUCAAAAAAAACUGUUAUAAGUGAAAUGGCUCCUAUCUCACAGUUUUUAAUUUCUGAUGAACAUUUAUGUGAUAAUUCUCAAUCCCAAGAUCAAAUUAUUAGUGGUACUAAUAGCUGGAAGUCUCAUGAAGAUUUGAAAGMUAUCCAUGAGGAAAAACGGAAGAGUGAUCAAUAUGCUUUUGAUUGCUCUGGGGAUUUAUUUUCCAUUACCUUUGAUUUAGGAUUUUGUAGUUCAGAUUCUGAUGAUGAAAUAUCAGAACAGCCAUCAGAUACAAAUAACAGUAGACUUCAAGAUGAUAUGUCUGGAAGAAAUGUAUGUAUUAAGGAGGCAAAGGAUACACAUUAUGUCUCAAAUCAACCAAGAGAUCAUGUUAGAAAAUUUACCAGUGGAGCCAUACCUAUCCCAUCAAGUGAAGAUAUACACAGUCCAAAUUUUGUACAUUUUCCACUGACUGCAGCAAAGGGUAAAGAAUUUGUAUCUCCUGGAUUUUCUGAGUUUUCUUUGCCAGUACGAGAAAAAAUUAUGAGUACACCACUUUCUAAAAACACAUUGAGCUCACUUUCUAAGAUAAGAGAGGAUAUGCUUAAGAUGCCAGAUUCCAAUAAGGAAGAAGUAAAUCUACAACGUUUCAAAGAAACAUUGGAUUCAGUUUUUGAUGGUUCAGAAUUUUCUCCAGAAAAGGCUAAAAGCAGUGAUCAAAUUUCUCUGCAUCAAUUCUGUGAUUAUUCUGCUGAAGAUGAACCAUUACUAGUAAGCAAUGAAAGUGAAGAUGAUGAGAUUUUCCUAAGAAGUAAAAAACGAAAAGGAAAUGUUUUAGAAUCACCUGAAGAUCAGAAAAAUAGUGAAGUUGAUUCUCCAAUUCAUGCUGCCAAAAAGCGCAGGUUUCUUAGAGUAAAUUCUGAAAUGAGAGCUAUUUAUGUGAAAUCUUUGCGUAGUCCAUUGAUGAGCAAUAAGUACAAAAUGAUCCAUAAGAAACAUAGUAAUGUAAACAUUUUCUCACAGAUUCCUGAGCAAGAUGAAACCUAUUUAGAGGACAGUUUUUGUGUUGAUGAAGAAGAGUCUUCUAAAAGCCAGUCAAGUGGAGAAGAAGUUUGUGUUGAUUUUAACUUAAUAACUGAUGAUUGUUUUGAAAAUGGGACUAAAAAAUAUAAAACCAGACGUGCAGUAAUGCUAAAGCAAAUGAAGAUGAAACAAAAUUGUGCACGMUCAGAAAAGAAAUUAUCCAGAAUCAUUUUACCAGAUGAUUCAAGUGAAGAGGAAAACAAUGUAAAUGAUAAAAGAGAAUCUAGUGUUGUGGUUAACCCAAGCACUGUUAACAAGAAUAAACAGGAUUUGAAUUUAGAGCCUUCUGGAUCUUCAUUGCAGCUCCAAGUUCUUCAUAAUACUAUAGUAAAUCAAUCACCAAAGCAGAAACAACGGACAUCACUUAAUUCAAAGGAUACAGUUUCUGAAACAUUGGACUUCAGACCUCAGAGCCAAAAUCAAAUCAAAUCUACCUCACCACCAUGCACUACUGUUGCAUCACAGAAAGAAUGUAGAUCAUUUCCAACUCAGUUAAAGGUUUGUAGUACUUUGCAGGAUUCUAGAAUUUCAUAUGGUUUCAGUUCAAGACCACAUUUGACUGAGAUUCAUAGUUCUCUUAAAAUUCCACAGGAAGGAAAAAGAACCUGUAUUCUUGUAGACAGUCGUGAAAUCACUUCUGGUGUAGAAGUUAUUUCUUCCUUAAGAGCAAUCCAUGGGUUUCAAGUAGAGGUAUGUCCUCUUAAUGGCUGUGAUUACAUUGUGAGUAAUCGCAUGGUGGUGGAAAGGAAGUCUCAAUCUGAGAUGUUAAAUACUGUCAAUAAGAACAAGCUCAUCGAGCAGAUCCAGCACCUACAGAACAUGUUUGAAAGAAUAUGUGUGAUUGUGGAAAAAGACAGAGAAAAAACAGGAGACACAUCAAGGAUGUUCAAGAGAACAAAGAGUUAUGACAGUCUGCUGACCACCUUAAUUGGUGCUGGAAUUCGAAUUCUUUUCAGUUCCUGCCAAGAAGAAACUGCAGAUUUGCUAAAGGAAUUGUCUUUAGUGGAACAAAGAAAGAAUGUUGGUAUUCAUGUUCCAACAGUGGUAAACAGUAGUAAAUGUGAGGCACUUCAAUUUUAUUUAAGUAUUCCCAAUAUAAGUUAUAUAACUGCAUUAAAUAUGUGUCACCAAUUUACAUCUGUGCAAAAGAUGGCUAACAGCUCACCUCAAGAAAUCUCCACCUGUGCACAAGUGACUCAUCAAAAAGCUGAGGAGAUCUAUAGAUAUGUUCACUACAUAUUUGAUACGGAAAUGUUACCAAAUGAUCUUAAAGAUAGAUUGAAAUCUGAUACAUGAUCAGAGACUACUCAAGAUGCAGUUAUUGUACUCUCACRAUUCUAAAUGCACUUCAGUAAUCAUUGCUAUGGUUUG
This is a messenger RNA of Urocitellus parryii (Arctic ground squirrel), 5792 nucleotides long. The record is from RefSeq and is a predicted model, not a curated record. Lineage: Eukaryota; Metazoa; Chordata; Mammalia; Rodentia; Sciuridae.